Porites evermanni is the source of this 522-nucleotide messenger RNA. NCBI's taxonomy places the organism in Eukaryota, Metazoa, Cnidaria, Anthozoa, Scleractinia, Poritidae. The record is from the annotation of a GenBank genome assembly.
AUGUCGGGCUGGAAGGCUUUAGUAGAUUUCCCAACCAGAGGUGACGCGUGUUUAGAUAACUGCUUAACUAGUCACCCAGAUUUAUUCAACAAGUGCCACUCAUUUCAAUUGUUGAUCAAGACUGAUCACACGGCUGUUAUUCUCCUAGCUGGUACAAAGUUAAAACCCAUCUGCUGUAAAGUCCUGAUAUGGGAUUGUAGAGAGAAUCGUAAAGCUGUACUUUACACUGCACUUGCGGAGGAAAACUGGGAUAAUGUGCUUGCUGCUCCUGAUGUUCAGCAAGCGGUUUGUGUAUUGGAAGAAAAGAUUCAUGGUCUUAUGGACAGGUGUAUGCCGGUCAAAACUGUAUCUAUGUCGUCACAUGAUGAUCUGCCGUGGAUGACACCACUCCUUAAGUCAAUGAUUAGAAUGAAGUCCAGAGUUUCUUGUCUGAGCAAAGACAGGCUGUGUGGUAUUAACAAAAGAAUAGCUGACAUCAUCUCGGAAAAUAGGAGAAAGUGUUAUGGCUACCCUUCCAGGUAG